Molecule: messenger RNA, 1432 nt
Organism: Effrenium voratum
Lineage: Eukaryota; Dinophyceae; Suessiales; Symbiodiniaceae
Source: the annotation of a GenBank genome assembly
GGCCAAUUGAUCCCAGCCCUGGCCCGCGAGUUUCCCACAUGCAGGGGCGGGUAUCGUCCCGGGCCCUCUACGUGCAGUCCAAGGGGCUUGAGGUGGCUGACAGCUCAGACGAAGUCCAAGAGAAGCCGUGCUUGUCACCCCGAGUCGUGUGGCUGGCCCUUUGCACUUCUGCGGUCGUCCUCCUGGUACUGAAGCAGGUGCUGCCUUGUCGGAAGGAAGUGCCCGCUGCUACCUGGGACAGUUCUAACAAGUACACGCUGAAUGCCUCCCACGCGUCGCUUCGCGACAAGUCGAAGCCACCCCUGCCGCUGCCCAACAUCACGCUGGCCGACCAUGCGCUUCGGGGUGCUGGGAGCACUGGGCACGACGGUUGGCCCAGUUCUGCUGAAGCUCGGCCAGGUUCUAAAGAGUACACGCUGAAUGCCUCGCACACGUUGCCUGCCAACAAGACGCUUGACGACUAUGCCCUGCGGGGACAUGCGAAGCAUGCGAGCGCUGGGCUCCAACACCAUGGUCGGUCCAGUUCUGCUGAAGCUCGGCCAGGCCCUGCCAAGAUUUGGCCUUCUGUCCGCGAGGUUUGGCAGAAUAGAUCUUCCAUGUUUUGCUUUCUGGUAGCCACCGAGCCCGAAAUGCCUCUCAUUCGAUGGCAGUUCCGCCAUGGCGCCGGGCUCUUUGGAUGCAGCUCCUGGGCCGUGUACUCUGUAGCCCCGGCACCGCUCUUUGUGGGGCUCUUUCCCAACGGCACCGAGGAGUGGUCCACACCUAUCCCAGGCCCUGCUGCAUUCUGGGGCACUCAGUACUUUUGGGGCUGCGACCAGCCCAAGAAGUACCUCAUGAAUGCCAACAUCAUGGUGCGCGCUUGGGAGAAAACGCACGAGCAGGGCUUUGCAGGAGCGCACUCGUGGAUCGUCAAGAUGGAUGCUGACACCGCGAUGAGUGCGCCAAGGCUACGCAGGCUCCUUGACCAAGUAGGACAUGACAAGGCCAACGAGCGUCCGGGAUGGUUCUUCAAGAACUGCCAGGUCAUGAACUCGAUGCAGGGCUCUCUGGAGAUCAUGUCCCGCCAAGCCUUCUACCUCUUCGCUGCCAAGAGGAGCGAGUGUCAACAAAGAAUGGAUUGGUGGCAUAUGGGCGAGGACAUCUUCAGCUUCCACUGCCUUGCCUGGCUGGGCGUCAAGCCAAUGCGGCUGGCCGAGGGGCUCUUGGACACUUACUGCGCCAACUCCAGCGGAUGUGCGCGGGAUGACCGCUUGCCCAACUGCUCGGUCUACCACGCGGCCUUCCACCCGUUGAAGACCCUAGACCAGUACGUGAGAUGUUGGAAGGCGAUGGGGCAAGUCGACAGCAGCAAAGGGCUCGUGCUUCCGCGGCGCGCGUGACGCGCGGCUGUCCUUGGAGCCUCCCUCUUGUUUGCAUGGGCCCCACUUCGCAA